Molecule: messenger RNA, 547 nt
Organism: Teleopsis dalmanni
Lineage: Eukaryota; Metazoa; Arthropoda; Insecta; Diptera; Diopsidae
Exons: 2
Coding region: 80-394 (104 amino acids)
Source: RefSeq, a predicted model, not a curated record
UAAUAAACUAUAAUAAUAUGUAACAGUUGCAGUUCUAAAAAAUUCUCACAUCAAAAUUAUAUAAAAGUUUUUAUUGAAAAUGGACUUCCCCAAUACAAUAAACCACAUGUUGACCACCUGUCCGGAUGGCUUGACAGUCAGUUCAGCUUAUGAUAUUAUGCAGAAAAUGUUUAAUGAUAAUGGCCUUGAUAUAAUUUUACAUGACACAGCUGAUGAGAUUAUUGAUUAUGCAGUAACUGGAAUACAAUUAAGUGUAAAUCCCGUAAAAGGUGUCAUUAAGGUGGUGCUAUACAAUAAUCCAAACCUGAUUACUAUUAUAGAAGUGUCUUUUGGGGACUUGCCUAAUAAGGAUGUUCAAGACAAGCUAAAUGAAAUUUUCUUUCAGAAAAUAUAAGUAAAUUUGAUUGAAUAACAAAUAUGUAUGUUGUCCGGAACUGUUGAAGAGGUAGAGUUAGAAAAGAUUCAAAAACUGGAGUUCAAGUCCAUUUUUUCGGUCCAUUAAAGUCGUAAUAAAGAUUUGUAACAUUUGUAGAUAAUAACCACUAAC